GGUUUACUUGAAGGGUAAGGAUAAGAUUGUUCCCCCUUUUCGUUUUGGCGUGGAAGAUGUUGCAACCAAGAUGUGGUUCCACAAGCUUGCAUAUCCUGGCCAAUGUUUGACUAAUUCUCAUCUGGACAUCAUUUUUUACUAUCUACGUAAAAAAGGAAAGUAUGCAAAGGAGCCAAAGGUUAAGUUCACAACCACCGAUUGCUUAUUCUUCAAAACCAUUCAUGCUUUGUAUGAAAAAUUUAUUGCACAGAAAAAAAAUCUUUCUUUGAUAACUGCCCAGCAUGCCAUUGCUGAUUAUAUAAGAGGUAGAAAAAUGUUAUGUGGUUCCCCUUGGCAUUUGUGCGAUCAUGUUUUCUUUAUCAUCCAUAUGGAGACUGAAUCACAUUGGAUUCUUGGUCGAUUGAAUAUUGAGGAAAGGCGUAUGUACAUGUACAACUCCUUGUCGACUGCUAUGAAAGAUAGUGCUGCUAUCAAAGCUUGUCAGCCAUUUGCGGUGUUGUUGCCCCACUUUUUUGCUUUGUUUGAUGAGUUCAAAAAGGAAAACAAACCGGUUUGUUUAGACCCUUUCGAAGUUGUUAAGGUUGAUGGUUUGCCUCAACAAACCUCGAAUGACUGUGGUUGUUUCGUUGCAUCGUUCGCCGAAUACUUUAUUGAUAUGAAACUGAUUCCUCCCAUAUUUGAUGUUGAGAAACACCGUGAUAGGCUUGCUGUGUUGUUCUAUAAGUAUGCUCGCAUGAAAGAAGUGGAAUUUAUUGAUAGUGAAGAUGAGGCUCCUCCAAAGGGUCCAAAGAAGAAUUUGUCUUAGUUAUCUAUUGGUUGUUGUUGGAAAUACUACUUUUUUUUAUGUAGCUUUUGUUUUUCUAUUACCAGAUUAUGUUCAUAAUCAUAGACAAGUUGUUGUUUCUGUCAUGUUUUUUUCUUAAUUGGAAUUGGUUUUUAAUUUGUUCAUAUUUUUGGAUUUUUAAUCUUUAUAUUUACUCUUAGUCAUGACAGCAUACUAUUAACAACCUUAUUACAACCAUCUGACAAACAACUAAAUUGCAUUUGUAAUCACUUUAUGUAGUUUAUUUUUUCUUCUUAUUAAUU
Cannabis sativa is the source of this 1086-nucleotide messenger RNA. RefSeq lists its product as uncharacterized. Gene Ontology annotation, biological process: proteolysis. The record is from RefSeq and is a predicted model, not a curated record. Gene Ontology annotation, molecular function: cysteine-type peptidase activity. The coding region runs from base 71 to 805 and encodes 244 amino acids. NCBI's taxonomy places the organism in Eukaryota, Viridiplantae, Streptophyta, Magnoliopsida, Rosales, Cannabaceae. The transcript is spliced from 3 exons.